GCAAACACCAGGAGCGUUGUUAAAAUUUGACUUGCCUUCCUUAGACGGUUAUUACGGUAAUAUGGAGCUCGCGCGUCAUCUGCUCCUCAGUGAGCUACCUUAAACUAAACUGCUAAUCUCGCUCAUCAUUCGCUUCAGUAUGUAGAGAGGAUGAGGCUUGGUAAUCUUGUAGUUUUUUUGCAUUUAAAUUAUACCCUACAAACAUGUUAGAUAUUUUUAAAGUCACGCGUUGUUGUGAUUAUGCUUCAUUUCUAAAAAAAAGAGUAACAUGCUAGCAGACAAGCUAAUGUAGCUGCUAAAUGUGGUUUUCAUUGCUAGCUGUCAACAGCCACCGACUAACAGCAUGGCAGACUCGUCGCCUUUAUCGGGGGUCAAUGUUGUGUUGGUCAUGGCCUAUGGGAGCUUGGUGUUCGUGCUUCUGUUCAUCUUCGUCAAGAGGCAGAUCAUGCGCUUUGCAAUGAGAUCCCGCCGUGGACCCCACGCGCCGAUUGGACACAAUGCACCGAAGGGUUUGAGGGAGGACAUCGAUGGCAGACUGUCCAAAGUCCAAGAGAUCCGCUUCGAACCUCGUCUCCUGUCAGAGGGGGAUGUGAGGCUAAGGCGGGGAUCCCAGCUAAGCUGCUACAACUAUCUGUACAGAAUGAAAGCUCUGGAUGCCAUUCGGGACUCUGGAAUUCCUCUGCAGGAGAUAAGUUGCAGUCCCAGUGCGUUCACGGGGCGCAGCUUCAGGAACUGGCUGCUGGAGCUCCGUAACUCCCACUCUCUGAUCAAGAGCAGCCGCAGCGCGCUCAUAGACCGCCUGCUGGAAGGCUACGACAGUGCUCGCCACGGCACCGGGGUUUUUGGAGAGGCAGAGUUUCUCGAAUACCAACACGCUCUGAAUGAACUGGUUGACGUCGUGAAGGCGUACUCCAGCAGCACCAGCCUGGAUCAGCAUCAUCAGUCUGCAGCCAAAGACCUGACGGGCUCUCCUGUGCGCAGCACCCCCUCCACCAUCCAGGUCACCUACCUGCCCUCCACAGGCCAGCGGAGCAAGAGGCCCAAACACUUUCUGGAGCUCAAAAGUUUCAAAGACAACUACAACACAUUGGAGAGUACGCUGUGAUGUGUGUGAGUGUGUGUGUGAG
This is a messenger RNA of Menidia menidia (Atlantic silverside), 1127 nucleotides long. NCBI's taxonomy places the organism in Eukaryota, Metazoa, Chordata, Actinopteri, Atheriniformes, Atherinopsidae. The record is from the annotation of a GenBank genome assembly.